Molecule: messenger RNA, 363 nt
Organism: Aspergillus fischeri NRRL 181
Lineage: Eukaryota; Fungi; Ascomycota; Eurotiomycetes; Eurotiales; Aspergillaceae
Exons: 2
Coding region: 1-363 (120 amino acids)
Source: RefSeq, a predicted model, not a curated record
AUGAAACUCGACUAUCGCACAAGACUAUCCCCGUUGGAAUGGCCAAAUGGAAGCAUCGGCCAAACUGCCCCAGAAGGCUGGGGUAUCGGCGCCGCAAUCGCCACGAAACUGUCGCAACACGGUGCCUUCAUCUUCGGCGGAAACCGCAGCUUGUCCGCGGCCGAGCGAACAAAGGCCCAGAAAGAGGCUGACGGCGGCACAUGUGACAUCCAAGAAACAGAGGCUACUGAUGCCGCGUCUGUCAAGGCGCUGGUGGACAGCUGCAUGCAGAAACACGCCGAAUCGAUAUCCUCAUCAAUACUGUGGGCAGAUCGGAGCCAGGGUGCCCGGCAGAGGAAGUAUGGGAUCAGCAGGUUGAUGUGA